AGGAAAAACUGUGAGUGAAACAGGUUUAUUUAAAAUGAAGGAAAUAUUCAUAUUUGAAGGCUGCAAAUGAACAUUAUGGUUAAUGGCCAACCGUCCUGAUGUUCUCGUUUAUGGGAUUUCUGUGGUUGGUCCUUUCUCUUAUUCUCUCCCUCAUUUCGGGCUUCAGUCUCAUGUCACCAGCCUGGUUUACACAUGGUGAUGUUUCGUUUGGCGUCUUUGUCCAGUGUCGUGGACCAGUCAAUGCUCCAUGCAACCAGACAUGCAUUGUUUACAGGACCUUGGAAGAAAUUCCUGAUAUAUUCUCACAGAUUACGGCCAUUAUACUUUUUGCUGGUUGGCUGAUACUGAGUUUUGGAGCUUUGUUGGUUUUGUCGUGGACCAUCAUACCCGCAGGACUAUGCCAAAGGAGGUUGUGCACCCCAGCAAGAUAUGCCCAGACUGCAGCAGUUGUUGUCACCAUCCUAGGGUUGCUGAUCUUCCCAUUCAGUCUCGGUUCUCCAUUUGCUAAACAGAUCUGCAUCUCAUCCUUUAUUUACAUGAGUGGAAAGUGUUUUCUCGGUUGGGGUUAUAUGAUGGCUAUCAUUACAGUGCUGCUCUCCUGCUUCCUUCCCAUCAUUGGACGGUACAAUCUAAAUGAGAUCAAGAUACUGAGGUCGAAGAUUACAAGGAGUAUGGUGUGAACGUGACAUUAUAUUGCAAAUCGAUUAGCGUUCCGGCAGCAUAUGGAUACAGAAUUUUAUUGUCACAUCAACCAUGUGUAACUCAAUAUACAGCCUUAUCAAAUUCCAUCAACGGGUGGGUUAUUUUAUGGGCAAGGAUCUUUCUUCAAUAAGUACUUUACAUUGAAAUGUAGAACCUGCGGACAGAUUGAAUGGGUGUGAUGAAUUUCGUAGUAACAUAUUUCUUGCCAUUCACUAGUAAUUUAAUUUUAAUGUAACGGAAAACUACAAAUACAGAAAAGCAUUUUCCCCAAGAAUUGUUCUGUUCCCAAAUAAAUAGCUCAAAGAACAUAAGCAUCAACGGGAAAUACUUAGCAGUCACUGUCUCCUACUUGAAUGGAGUAUAAUCGUUGUUUUUAAAUGCCUAUCAAAGAGUUGUCUUGGAAUUUACUGACGUACCAUUUUAACUACAAAGUGACUUCUCAAACCAGUAAUCAGGCAAGGUGCAAAAUAAUGUCUUCUAUCAUUCUUGAUGUGCAGUCUAAUAUUUAAUGAACUAUAGUCCAUAAAGCCCCACUUACCCUGCGUUAUACUCCAGAAAGAAUUUUCACUCAGGAGAAAAACAAAUGUAUAUGCCAGGGCUCCAUUUAAUUCCCUGUCUUCACACAGUAACGAAACGUCAAAGAAGAAAACAUUGCUGCAUUCAAACAGCAUACUUACCAACUUUCCAAAUGCCUAAAGAAAGUACAUUUCAAAGUGCAUCUGUCUUUUUUUUUUUUUUUGCAUGCUUUGGAAAGGCACCCAAAAUUAACUGAGGGGUGCAGAUUUAAAUGGCCAAAGGGUGCAAUGGAAGGCCGGUUUUACCUACCUUAAGCAUGCAGCUGCCUCCAUCUUCCUCUUGGUCUUCUUUAGCUACUGGCACUUCCUUUGCCUGGAGCUGCAUCAGUGAUCUACAGUCGUGCAUGGGCAAAAGUACAACACUGAGAUCCCACAAAAGCCUACAUAGAUGAUGUCUUGAUGAGCAAUAUCAUGAAUGAAUCCCAUGACCGAUACUUGUGAUGACUGCUGGGACUGGACAAAAGUUGACAGUGGAGCUAGUCCAUAAUUAAUCUUAUUGUAUCUUUGGUGCUUUGUUGGAAUUUAAGAACAAUUCCAACACAGUCAGCAUCAGUAUUUCAUAGUGAAUAUAUUUUUAUGAAAUACUGAAAAAGUAGAGAGCCACUUUAAUUUUAAGGGGUUGGUUGGAGGUGUGGCCAUGGUCUGGGCUAGUAGGGAACAUUUUAGGUGAGUUUUGUAAUCUACCCCUGAAAGCACCCUAAUGCAUUUUUAAGAGACUAAGCCUGUCACUUUAUGUCAAUAUUUAGGUAAUUUUGUGAACUACCUCUGAAAGCUCCUUCAUUCAUUUUAAGAGAGAACGACUGUGCAACGACUGCAGUCAGGCAAGUAAAAACAUAGGGCUAUAACACAAAGUAACUUGAUCAGCAAUUCCAGUCAGGAUAUACUAUGACUCAACACACAGUGUUUAAGUAAAACUAUAUAUAAACGCUUAGAAAUAUACGUAUUACCAGGCCUGUGUGCAAAUAUAAAAUAGUCAGAGACAAGCCAAGGUUUGGAUACAGGAAGACACAGAAGCGAGUAGACAGGCUCAAGGAUGCCAGAAAUAAAGAAGUCAAUAACAACUGGUUCAUAAAUGCCGAAUAGAAAUACAAGAUAAAUCCACUCUCUGAUUACCAGUAAGUGGAAACCAUGACAGGGCACUGAUAAAAACCUAAAACUAGUUUAAAUAGCCCUAAAAUCACAGGAAUUAGCUAGAAUUGACCUUGUGAUUUUAAAAAGUAUGUCCGUGUCAAUGAAGCGAUGACGCAUGCACAUUUGUGUCAAUCAUGUCAGCUGAGGAGGUGGAGCUAUAAACAUGCUCCAUCAGGAGAUGGCCUUAGAAUGUCACAUCGACACCCAACUCCAUAGUGGGUGGACCGGAUCUGCCACACCUGCAAGGUAGGGUGCCUUCUGUGGUUGUAGUUGGACUAAUUGGGCACAGUCAUGUGAUUUCGCCUCUUUGAUGACGAGACAUCAAGUCUACAUGAAUAAACACAGCUGACAAUGCACCACGUGGGUUUCUUGGAUGUGCUCAUCACACUACUGUAAAUGAGAGGUACACUGUAUAUCCAUUUCACCUAAUUGAAUUGGUUAUAAUACCAAUAAUGCCUGGUGCUUCCUCUCCAUUCAGUGUUUAACCAUUUCUGAGCAGCCUAACACUAAAUAUGGGUCCAAGGCCUCUCCACGGGAGGUAUAGCUAAAGCAGAGAUUACACAAUUGCUUCUAGCCAUACCAAUUCAUACCAGUAGUAGGUGUUGUGAAAGGCUGAAGGAGUCAACUUACACUCUCAGGCAAUCAUCGUCAGGCAAUGCUGCUCAGGAUAAUGCUUCCACAGUAGCCCAAGAAGCAUUAAACUAUUAAAAGUGGUUUAACACUGAAUGGAAGGACAGUGCCAUGGGACUCCAGGCACUAUACCCACUUCAAUUAGAAGAAGCUAUUCCAGUGCAUACAUUUCCCUUUAAUGGGAGUACCAAGUCUGGCUAAGUGGUUUAAGCUAUUUCCUGUUAAUAAAUGAUUACAAAAAAAUGCAAUCCAUUUGUUAACAAAGGUAUGUAUUUCAAACUG
Pelobates fuscus (common spadefoot toad) is the source of this 3320-nucleotide messenger RNA. RefSeq names its product LHFPL tetraspan subfamily member 7 (gene LHFPL7). The transcript is spliced from 4 exons. Lineage: Eukaryota; Metazoa; Chordata; Amphibia; Anura; Pelobatidae. Gene Ontology annotation, cellular component: membrane. The coding region runs from base 99 to 680 and encodes 193 amino acids. The record is from RefSeq and is a predicted model, not a curated record.